Ectocarpus sp. CCAP 1310/34 is the source of this 2751-nucleotide messenger RNA. The record is from the annotation of a GenBank genome assembly. NCBI's taxonomy places the organism in Eukaryota, Phaeophyceae, Ectocarpales, Ectocarpaceae.
CCUCCCCACGAGCAGUACCUCCACACCUCCACACCUGAACGACGCACGCUGUUUUCCUCGUGAGACACCCACUCGGGAAAAAAGAAGACUUGGCUGAUAUAGACGGGUGCUGUUUCGAGUUUCGAACAAGGCAGAGAGUCUACGCUGCGGUGUGUGGUGUGCAGUGCAGUGUGCAGCAGCGAACGAAGGAGGCCGCAAGACCUGACAGUCCCGCCGUGUCUCUCUUCAAGUUCGGCUUGCCUGGUGGGAAGGAGAAAGAGAGAGAGAGCGUCGAGAGCGUCACGGUACUUCGCUCCACCACGGGAGGAGGGAGAAGCCGAAGGGGAGAGUACCCUUCCCGGCCGACGUUUACUGGGUGUGACAAAGGAGUGCUGCCGUAUGGUUAGAAGAUCUUGUCAUCUUUACCAGCGGAACAACCAGACUUCUGUAGCAAGUAUUAUAUAUUGAGACAGGAGACAGCUGACGAGCCUUCAGUGAGCAAGAGGCGCAGACACACAAAAAAAAAAGUGGGCGGUCUGCUGCUGAUCCAACACGCACCGCGAUGUGCAUCUUCUGCGAGAGGGCCAGGGCCUCUCUCGACGACCCACUGGCAGGGCUCGACGGCGUAGGGGGUUGGGAUGCUGACAACUCCACCACCACCGGCGGCAGUUCCAGCAGGUUCAACAGGGUUGCUAGGGGCAGCAGGGAAGCAACCCUUACCCUGCACCAGAAGCGCGAGGCCGAGCGAUGCGACGAGCUCAAGCGGAGGGCGCGCUUGCCGGUGACGGUCAUCACCGGCUUCCUGGGCGCGGGGAAGACGACGUUUGUGAACCACCUCCUGUCGGCGCGGCACGGGCGGAAGCUCGCGGUAAUCGAAAACGAGUUCGGAGAAGUCGCGAUCGACGACGCGCUGUUGGGGGACGGCGGCGUCGAGAGGGGAGAGGAGGCCCAACAGGUCAUCCUCAUGCCCAACGGUUGCAUGUGUUGCAGAGUCAGGGGCGACCUGGUGGAUGCGCUCAAGCGGCUUAUCGUCAGCGCGAGCGAGCGCGCCUCUUUGGGCGACGGAGACGCGCCGCCCCGGCAACAGCAGACACAACAAAAGGCAGCCAAGUCACCGCCACCGCCGUCCCCCGGCGGCGAUCAACUUGGCGAUGCCGCGGCGACGGCGGUGGCGCCGCCAUCUUCCGAGGCUGCUGCUGCUCGGGACACCGCUACUACAGGAGGGGUUAGAGGGGCGCCGGCGGCGGUGGCGGCGGCCAAGUUGGACGGGAUAAUCCUGGAAUGCUCUGGUCUCGAUGAACUCGCCCCCGUGCUGCAGACUUUUUUCGCGGAUUUGUUCGUUCAAGAACACGUCCGUCUCGACGCGGUCGUGUGCCUGUGCGAUUCGCCACGGUUGGUGCGCACGCUGAUGACGCCGCCGCCGCCGCCGCUGCCGCCGACAAUAGCGGAGGGCAACAGCGAUGCGAAGAGCUCAACGCCGGUCGAGGAGGGCGGGGAAGAAGAAGAAGAAGCGGCCGACUCGAGCGCUGCUGCUGCUGCUGCUACCCUAGUGAAGAGCCAGCUGGCCCUGUCGGAUCGAGUCCUGCUGAACAAGUCGGACCUCAUCUCUCCUGCCCAAGGAGACGCUCUGGUGGAUGCCGUCAAGGCGAACUUCCCCGGCGCGUCGGUGACGCGCUGCGAGCGCGGUAAGGUGGACGUUGAUCUCGUCCUGGGGGUAGACAGCUUCUCGCUCGACAAGGCUCUCGAGAUGGACAAGCACUUCGCGGACAUCCUCGCCGACAAGAAAAAUAACUCCGACAAGCACGACCGACGCCACCACCACGGGGAAGCCAAGGCAAACACACCGCCACACGGGGGAGCCGAGAAGAGCGCAUCGGCGGCAACAUCAUCCCGGGGUCGCGAGCAUCGCCACGCGCACGACCGCCUAGGGGCGCAGAGCGUCGGGGUGGAGGUUGCGGAGAGGCCGAUCGACUGGGCCAAGUUCACCUCGUGGCUCAAGGGCUUCCUCGAGAAAGAAGGCGAGGAGUUGAUCUGGAGACUGAAGGGGGUGUUGUGGACGACCGCCGCUAGCGGGAGCGGCGCCGCGACGACGUGGGGCUGGGGGGCUGGAAGGCGAACGGUAGUGCAGGGGCUGUACGGCCACUUCGAGUCCGAGGUAUCUGAUUGGCCCGCUGGGGCAACACGCGUCUCUCGGAUGGUGUUCAUCGGCGACCUGUGUCCCAGGGUACAGGAGGCGCUGCAAAGGGGGGUCCGCUCGUGCGUUGCGUCACGCCGAGCCCGGCCACUGCCCCCGAAGCCGCGCGCUAUCGCAGGAAGGGAGCGUGGUAGCGGUGUCGGCGGCGGUGGCGGUGGAUUCGCUUCUCGCCUAGGGUCCGUCAAGUUUGGGGGAGGGGAAAAUGAUCUGUUCUUGUAGACCAAAGUGUUUUUCUCGCGGAGAGGGCAGGGUGGGAGCCGGAAGUUGGAUAGAUGAGAACCAAAAAUAGGUACAAGUUUCUUGGCGCCACGUGAUUGAUGAAUCUCGAGCAGGUUGGCAACAGCCCACCUUCCCUCUGGCAGAGACUAAUAGCACCUUCUUGAUUGCACCCGCGUUUAGACCUAGCGAUGCGAAAUCGCGUACUUUUGUGCACCAAUGCGUAGACUCGGUUACACAACAGCAGCAGACCUGAGGUGGUUCAGUUGUUAGCCUCGCAUGUUUUGUUACCUUCUGGGACGUGGGUUGGAAUCUCGGCGCAGCAAUCUGGAUUUGUUCUUCCAAUACAUGUAUGCCAAGUC